AUGGGCUGGCCGCCGAGCAGAGGCUGGGGCCAGCGACGACGGGGCCUGUCCGCCGCGCUGCUGCUCUUCGUCCUCCUCCUGCCGCUGCUCUUCUCCGCCCCCGGGACGUGCACGCCGGUGAGGGGGAGCGGCGGGGUGGCGCCGACGACGACGACGAAGGAGGAGGACGGGUACUCCUGGUCCUGGGACGGGAGCGGCGAGGCGGCGCGCCGGGGGCUGGUGGGGCCGGGGUCGUCGCCGCCCACGUGCCGCAGCCGCUGCGGGGGCUGCAACCCCUGCCGCCCCGUCCACGUCGCCAUCCAGCCCGGCCGGAGCUUCCCGCUCGAGUACUACCCGGAGGCCUGGCGCUGCAAGUGCGGCAACAAGCUCUUCAUGCCCUGA
This is a messenger RNA of Miscanthus lutarioriparius, 381 nucleotides long. NCBI's taxonomy places the organism in Eukaryota, Viridiplantae, Streptophyta, Magnoliopsida, Poales, Poaceae. The record is from the annotation of a GenBank genome assembly.